Molecule: messenger RNA, 1858 nt
Organism: Aethina tumida (small hive beetle)
Lineage: Eukaryota; Metazoa; Arthropoda; Insecta; Coleoptera; Nitidulidae
Product: venom carboxylesterase-6
Exons: 8
Coding region: 1-1623 (540 amino acids)
Source: RefSeq, a predicted model, not a curated record
AUGUUGACCAACUUCGUCGUUCUGUGUUUGCAAGUUUCGUGCUGGGACGAUUCCCCGAUAGUUGCUACGAAAUUGGGGAGAGUUCAAGGUGAACUAAGAAGUUCUUUCAGUGGCAAAGAGUAUGUGGCCUUUGAGGGCAUCCCUUAUGCACAGCCACCGAUUGGAGAUUUGAGAUUUAGGGACCCACUUCCUGCCCAGGAAUGGUCGGAAAUCCUGAAACCAAAAACAACAACGUGCGUACAACUGUCGCAAAGUAAUACUGUCAUUGGGACAGAAGAUUGUUUACACCUAAACGUUUACACUCCAAGUCCUAAAAGGCAUGCCAGAACCAAUUUGGAUGUUGUAGUUCAUAUUCAUGGAGGUGGUUUUUCAACUGAAAGUUCCAACAGUUAUGUUAGUCCAUAUUUUUUACUUGACACAGGCAUAAUCCUUGUAACGAUCAACUUCCGACUAGGAAUACUAGGUUUCUUAAGCACAGAAGAUGAACUGAUACCGGGAAAUUUUGGGCUGAAAGACCAGGUACUCGCCCUCCAAUGGAUACAAGACAACAUCAAUUCGUUCGGCGGAAAUCCAAUGUCGGUGACGUUAACCGGCUUGGAAUCGGGGGCUGCGGCAGUUCAUUUACACUACUUCUCUCCCUUGUCCCGAAAUUUAUUUCACAGAGGAAUUUCCCAAAGUGGAACGGCCUUAAAUCAUUGGGCCUUGCAGAAAGAACCCGGUGCUAAAGCGAAAAAGCUGGCCAUUAUUUUGGAUUGUCCGAUAUCGGAUCAAAUGUUGGAGUGUUUGAGAGGAAAAUCGGCGGAAGUUCUCACUGAAAAAACGAGGGUUUUCCAGUCGCAAAUGUCGAUUGCUCCGUUUGGGCCGGUGGUUGAGAAAGUAGUUACGGAAACGACCUUCUUGCACGAUCAUCCGUAUCGUCUUUUGUUGAAAGGAGAGUUUGCGGACGUUCCUUGGGUUGUAUCCAAUGUUGCGGAUGAAGGAGCCGAGUUUGUCAAAAGUAAUAGGUUUGAUUAUUUAGAGGACAUGUUUGGUUUUUUAGGUGUACACAUGAGUCGAAUAAAAAUGUUGUGGAAAAUGUCAGCACCAAUAAUUUUUGACUUCAGACACUCCAUCGCAAAUAACAAAUGGAACCAUGUUUCCGGAGAAAUCUACAACUUUUACAUAAACAAACUAAACGUUCCGGUAAUCAACGGCAAAAUUUUGGCGCAGAUGAUUGGAGACCGAUUCUUUGUGGUGGACACGGAAACCGCGGUCAGGAUACAAUCAAAACGAUCCAAAUCAAACGUUUACUAUUACCGAUUCCAAUACGCAACAGUUGGCGGUCAAGUAUCACAAGGAAGCGAUACCAGAUUCAUGUUUCCCAACGCUUCCAAAACGAAGCCGACAAAGAACGACUUGUUAAUGAUGGAGCAGUUUCAAAGCAUGCUCGUGUCAUACGCGUCCGAUAGCUUGCCCAAAUUUAAUGAUGCAGUCUGGGAACCGACGGAAGGAGACGAAAUCAAAUAUUUGGAGAUCAUUUCACCAACGAAGUUAGAGAUGAAGACCGAAGUGGAUUUAGACACGUCAGAAUUUUGGAACGGUUUGGGUUUUAGGGAGAAUCAAAAUUUGUUUAGGGAUGACUGAAGUAGCAAAGCAAUCGACUAGAUGUUAGAUUUCGAAUGGUGUUUAUGAGAUUAAUUUCAGACACAAUAAGUUGAUUAACAGCCAGUCAGUAAUUAGAUAUAUCCUUGACCAAUUCUAAUGACAUUUUUUAUAUAAAAUUAUACUAGGCUCAAGCAUUGAAUUUUAUUAGUUUUUUGUGAAAAAACGGGGAGCGACUACUUUUUUGAGUGCAUAAAUUAAAUUUUAUUAUAAUGUU